AUUAUUUUUCUCACUCGAAUCAAACAACUUUGGCAACAUAAACAUGUUAAAGACUCUGUGAAAAGGAGUGGGAACAUUGACAGAACAGGUUUAAUGCCAAAAUGAAAGCAAGCUCCUUUCCUUUGGCAGUUCCCUCCCUCAGAAAUCCUAGUCACACUCAAGUUUCAUUCCACACCGCUAGCACACACACAAAGAAUGAUCACCUGCGUCUCACGGAAAUAUGAACAUGGUGUGUCUGUUACAGAUGGUGUUUCUCAUUGCAUCUGUCAGACAGAUCAUAUGCCACACUCUGUUAACCCUUUCGACACUGGAGGAGCGACAGGAAGGAAUUAAGAUAGGCACCUUAGGCACAGCCUACUCUCCUCCAUACCAGCUGCUUGGGAACUCGUAUUUAAGAGUCAGUGAGGAAACCGGGGAUAUGUACACAACAGAACGGAUGAUUGAUCGGGAGACAUUGUGUCCAUCACAGGAAGGCGGGUACUGUACCAUCUCAGCUGAUGCCCUAGUGGGCCCUGACCAAGAACUGUUGAAGAUCACUAUAAUCGUGGAGGAUAUAAAUGACAAUGCUCCUUAUUUUGAAACAAAUGAAAUUCGUUUAAGAAUACCAGAGGAUGCAAAUGUUGGGACAAAGGUGCAGUUGGAUGUCAAUGCUCAGGACAAGGACAUAGGCAGUAAUGCAAGGAUAAUGUAUCAUUUAAAAGGUGCUGAAGGAUUCUUCAGUGUAACACAGGACAGAUCUGCCCUUGAGCUGAUUGUUGAAAGAGAGCUGGACCGUGAAACUCAAAACGAGCACUGCAUGGUUCUUGUUGCUGUGGACAGUGGCUCUGUGCCGCUGAGUGCUACGGUGUCUCUUGUUGUUACGGUGCUAGAUGUAGACGAUCAGUGCCCGCAGUUCAGCCCCGAUAACCUUCAGACUGUUUCGGUGCCAGGAGGAGCGACCAGGGGAACAACAGUGGCCCAGGUUCAUGCCAUAGACCCAGACCUGGGCAGCAACAGCCAUAUCACUUACACCUUCAGUCUCCAGAUCUCAGAUCGGGCCAAGGAACUUUUCCACUUGGACAGAAACACAGGCAGGAUCAGUAUAACUAUGGAUAUAAGGUUAGACAGAAUGGAGGAACAUGUGCUAAAAGUAGUAGUGAAUAGCCCACCUUGUCCUGUUGAGCAAACUCAGUUAACUGUACAUCUGCAGCCACUUUUGAGCCCAGAGCCAAAUGUCGAGAUCAAGUAUGUGGCACAGUAUAGAAAUCAAACUAUAAUAUUACGGGAGAAUGAGCCACCAACUCUCUUGGCUCUUUUGGAGCUGAGAGACAUCUCAGGUGUCCAAAAGAUUCUGUCCUUAGAGGAUAGAACAUUGUUCUCUUUAAAAGCUCAAGCAGGUAGCUAUCUACUUUCAAGCUCAAAGUCACUAGACUUUGAGCUGUGUAGCAAAUAUCUUGUUACUGUUGUUAUAAGUGAAGCCCCAGGCAAACAUGUGCAUGCAAGGAAAGAGAUAAAAGUGGAAGUUGAAGAUGUGAAUGAUAAUGCCCCUCUGUUUAAGGAGAAUUUCUAUCAGGUGGAGAUAGAGGAGAACAAUAAGUCUAACAUCUCUUUAGUACAAGUCAGUGCAAGUGAUGCAGAUAGCCAUCUUUAUGGAAAAGUGUCAUACAGGCUGAUUAAUAAUAACCCUGCUCUCUUUAGUAUUGAUGAAGUGACAGGGGUAGUGUCUGUUUUAGAGCCAUUGGACAGAGAGAAACAUGGAGAAUACAGUCUCACAUUGCUGGCCAGGGACAAUGGCUCUCCUCCUUUAGAGGCCUUUUCAUCACUGUCCAUAAAGGUCCUAGAUCAGAAUGAUAACCAGCCAACGUUUGUCACAUCACACUUCAUUUUCUUCAUCCCCGAAGAUAUUCCACACUUAGCUCAGGUUGGAAAGAUUGGAAUUGUGGAUGCAGAUGAGGGUGAUAAUGGAAAAGUAGUGGAUGUACAAGUACUUGACAAGCAUGUUCCCUUUGCAAUUGACCUGUCCCAGUCUGCACUUCGAUGUACAGGUGAGGUAGACCGGGAGAAGCAUGAGCAUUAUGAGCUGCGCCUGCUGGCUCUAGAUGGUGGCAGUCCACAGCGCUCGUCCACUGCAUCUGUAACUGUUUUUGUGGAGGAUGUAAAUGAUAACCAGCCUCAAGUACUCCUACCCAGCAGCAACCUCUCCUGCCUUACCAUAUCCCCCAACACCAGGGCUGGAAGCAUUAUCACUAAAAUUUAUGCUAUUGACCGUGACUCAGGCUUGAAUUCAGAUAUUACUUACCAAAUUAUAGCCCGCGUGCCUAUCAACCCCAGCCCAUUUCAGAUCGACCCACACUCAGGGAACAUCACUUUGGUGCAGCAGCUUGUAGGCAGAGACUACAGUAUGCAUCACCUCUUAAUCCGAGUCAGUGACAGAGGGAAGCCUGCACCUCUCCAGGCCAGUGUAUGGGUUAAUGUUCUGGUCAAUGAGAUGCCCAAACAGUGCCACUUGACUACUGUUCCCCCACAUUUUCCUCUAGCCUCAGAGCCCCCAUUGACACCAAAACCUUAUAACCUGACUGAGAGUUGCACAGAACUCCCUUGGCUCCUACUGCUGUGUGGUCUGGGUAUGAUGUUCUUCUCUGUAUGCAUGUUUCUGGCCACAGUCAUAGUUGUCUUGAGACAUAAAAAAAUGAUGCGUGAAGGAACACAAAAGAGAGAUCACACAAAAGAACAUGAACUGGAAUAUUUAAAUUAAAUGACAUUUUUCUUUAUUGUUGCAUUGUAAAUUAUACAUGGUCAGAUUAAUACUGAUUUACAUCAUCCUCAAAUGUUUAGAAAUGUUCAAGUAAAUUUGAAAGUAAAAAUAGCCAGACUUACUGUAUAAGCAUAUAAAUGUAUAGAUAAGUGAUAAGUGUUCCUCUUUUUUACAAGAAAAUCUAGAAACAAACCUCAAUGGCCUACUAAGUUAUUAUCUCCAUUUUAAUAACAAAUAUGUUUUUAAAAAGCUCAUAGAAAGUUCCAUCAGAGUGUAAACAGCUGUUAAUCACAGAAGCGACCUGUCCACCAAGCAACAAUGAUAAUGUUAUUGUAGUUAUUGUGUUCUGUGAAUGCUUAUUUCUGAAUGCAAUAAGAAUACUAGUGUUUAUUUUGGCAGUGGAUAGGUGUAUCAGGUGUGCUUAGAUCAUGAUUCAGACAUUUCUAUAGUCUAAAAAAAUUCAGUCAAGAUAUUUGGCUGCAACAGACAUCCCACAUCCCGCCUUGUGCUUAUUCUCCCCGGGAUAUGUGUCAGAUCCACCAAAAAAAGUAACUGAAAGCAAAAUUAAGCAGUUACUGAAGAUGAAUGAAUGAAUGAAUGUUAUUUGACCCAAACCAAACAAAUUUUGCAGAUUGUCUUCCAUGAAUGGUUCAUUUUUUGCAAAGUCUAAAAGCUCUAAAAGAUCCAAAAAAGGGGAUCACUCUUCAGUAGUUUCAUUUUAAGUGUUCUAGUGCAAAAGAAUCACAUUAUGUUUAUUAAAACAAUCUAUAACGAG
Molecule: messenger RNA, 3509 nt
Organism: Tachysurus fulvidraco (yellow catfish)
Lineage: Eukaryota; Metazoa; Chordata; Actinopteri; Siluriformes; Bagridae
Gene: pcdh20l
Product: protocadherin 20
Exons: 2
Coding region: 221-2734 (837 amino acids)
Biological process (GO): homophilic cell-cell adhesion
Cellular component (GO): plasma membrane
Molecular function (GO): calcium ion binding
Source: RefSeq, a predicted model, not a curated record